Molecule: messenger RNA, 5076 nt
Organism: Chrysemys picta bellii (western painted turtle)
Lineage: Eukaryota; Metazoa; Chordata; Testudines; Emydidae
Gene: MYADML2
Product: myeloid associated differentiation marker like 2
Cellular component (GO): membrane
Source: RefSeq, a predicted model, not a curated record
GGCACAGUGGUUCAGCAUCCUAGUGAUCAAUGAACCUCAUCCUAGGGGUCACAGACCUGCAUGUGGUAGUACGUGCCACUGAAUAUAACGUUCCAGAGAUCAGAGAGCUGCUGGAGCCAAGCCCAAAACAGAAUCAGAUCAUCAUGCUAAUGGAAACAUUUAUCUCAGCCCCAGGAGGCUGCCGCUCAGGACCCUGCUACUACUACUAACUACUGUGAGGCAAAAGGAGACUGCUUGAUGGGAGGUAUAUAAGCCCCAGGAUGAUCAGAGCCUUAUUCCCUGUGGACUAAGGAGAGGGGACUACAGGUUAAUUAGAGCACCUGGAGCCAAUUAAGGCCCCACCAGAGACCUAAGACCUACUUCAGUCAGCCAGGAGAAGGGAAGGAGAGCUGACUGUAGUUUGGAUGUGACUGGUGUUGACCAGAGGUUCAGAGUACCGGGGCAGGGAGAUCCUGCCCAAGCAAGGCAGACGGACUUCCCCAGCACAGAGGACUGAGAGAAACCCUGCCCAAGGGGAAAGAGGUAAGAAGCCUGCGAAGCUGAAGGGGCUGGGACCGGAGUAGGAGGUGGACCUGGGUCCCUUCACUGCUCCCCUUUUCUCCUCCUCCAGGGCACUAGCGGAGCUCAAGAAUAGGGGCAGGGGCAGCACCCUGACCCACCACACCAAGGAAAAGCAUGGGACCCACCACAAUAGCAUUGGCCCUUUGCCAAACUACUCUAUUGCCCAAUAUCAAAUGAAGCAAAAUUAAUCAGUCUCUGUUGUGCCAUUGGGUCCAUACCCCUCCAUCCUACAGCUUCUGUGAUGCCACCAGAUCCAUAUACCCAUCUGGUGCCAUUGAAUCUGCAACACCAAAUUCCAGGUUCUGUGGUGUGGUAGGAUCUGAGCCCUCUCCCCAAGAGGAUCUGAGACCUCUGCAGGGUCUGGGAAUGCUGACAGUCAGUGUUUAAAUGACAAAACAGGCGGUAAAGGAAAUGCAGGCUGUUAAUCAGGAACCCCUGAUGGAGUCCACAGUUUGAGUGUAACUAACACCAGCUCAUCAUAGUUUCAGGAGACAGAGUUCAUUCCAUUCCAGGACUAUUAAUAUAGCCAACUAUUUAUACUGCUGUGUUCCUACAGCACUAAAGCAGAGAGCUACAGCUGCAGAGCUAAAACGGAAUAAAAUGUCAACCACCAAGGAGAAAGUGAUCAUGCUAGAGACUGAAAGAAGAGACCGUGAAAAGACAGAAUAAGAGACAAUCUUCACAGAUCCUGCCUGGUACUGCCGGGUUAACUGAUCUUCAUAGCUCUCUGAUACCUGCAGCCUGAAAACAGAACCAGUCAAUAAUCUUACUACAGAAAAUGAAGCUAUUCUGAGAGGUUGCCAGAAAUGCACGCUCAGCGAAGAUUCUGAUAGAGGGAUAGAGAAUUGAGCUAACCCGAAAGGAAGCUUUGCGGUCUCCAACUGCCUUGUUACCUGCUCUGAUCAGAGUAUGGAGAGCUCAGGAGGGCCGUACCUGAACACAGCAGCAGUGGCAUCCCCGGUGGGAGUAGCCCGUUUGCUGCAGGUGGCGUUUGGAUGUACUACUUUCAGCCUGGUGGCCCAUCAGGGGGGAUUCAGUGCAGCCUAUGGCACCUUCUGCAUGUUCGUCUGGUGUUUCUGUUUUGCUGUCACCAUCUUUAUAAUAACCUGUGAGUUCACUCGUCUCCACAGCUGCCUGAGCAUCUCCUGGGGAAAUUUCACAGCUGCCUUUGCCAUGCUGGCCACACUCAUGUCCAUCACUGCGGCUGUGAUCUACCCGCUCUAUUUUGCCCAGUUUGGCUGUUAUUCCAUCAGUUGCAAGGUGAGAGAUUUCCGCAUAGCAGCCAGUGUCUUUGCAGGGCUCCUGUUCAUUGCGUAUGCUGUGGAGGUGUUUCUAACCAGAGCCAAGCCAGGACAGGUGACCAGCUACAUGGCCACAGUAUCUGGCCUCUUGAAAAUUGUCCAGGCCUUCGUGGCCUGCAUCAUCUUUGGGGCACUGGUAAAUGACAGUCAGUACAGCAAUUAUGUGGCUACACAAUGGUGUGUGGCUGUCUAUAGCUUCUGCUUUGUGGUGACAGUGGUGGUAGUGGCCUUCAAUGUCACAGGAAGGACAGCAAUGCUGCGGUGCCCCUUUGAGCGCUUCGUGGUCAUUUACACAUUCGUGGCCAUCCUCAUGUAUGUGAGUGCAGCAGUGAUCUGGCCAGUGUUCUGCUUUGAUAGUAAGUAUGGGUCCCCAUGGCGCCCCUACCAGUGCUCCCAGGGCAAAUGCCCCUGGGACAGCCAACUGGUGAUUGCUAUAUUUACUUAUGUGAACCUGGUGCUUUACAUUGUGGACUUGGCAUACUCUCAACGCAUCCGCUUUGUCUCACACCCUUAAAUUCCCAAUGCUGCCCCUGCAAAGCCAUCAGGGCUCAAGCAACAACAGAGUUGGGAAUCAGUUGGAGACAGGGGUCAUAGAAAGUAGCUGCUGAGCCAGACACACCAAUAAAUUAAACAAACUUCAAGGUUAAGACUAGACCAGUAAAUGAACGAUCUGUAAUGGGUGGGCAGCAGAUGAGUCGGGAAAGAAGACCACAACCUUUCUUACCCAUCAACAUUUGCUUCAUCCCUUCUGUAUAGGGGAAAGGAAUAGCAUAGCAAACUGGAUAGUAUCCUUGCAUCUCCACCAAACAUGAGCAUCUGCUGCAAGAGUGGCUACGUAUGCCACUGGAUUAUCAGGCCAAAUAUUAAACUGGGAUCAGUGAGGUCUUGGGACUGCCACCAACACUGAACUCUAACCAAGAAGUGACUGUAUCCAGGGCAGACUGAGGAGUUCAGAGACCGCACCAGCUCUAGAACAGAAUGAGGAUCCUUCAAAAUCCCAGACAUUUGAUGUUAUUUCUGUUAUGGCGAGAAAUUCAUUGCUUGUAAAUAUGGGAGGUUCUAGCAAAAUGGGUCUGAGGGGGAAAAACAUUACAGCAAUUACGCUGAUUUGAAGACUAGGAGUCCCCUCACUCGCCCACACACACUGUGGAAUAAGCAUCGCCUUGUGUAUGUGCCAGGUUGGAAAGGUUAGGGAUAUUCUUGUUAAGGACACUCUGAGCCAUUACAGAAGUGAAAGUUGCUGAGUCAUAGUUCUACUACCCAGAUCUGGAGUGUGUGCUGGAUCCAAGGCCUCGAAAUAACCACUUUUAGUUUGAGCUCCUCACUGUUCACUCAAGCAGGGUCUGGAGAUACAGCAGCUCCGUGCUCAUGUAAAAGUUGCUUAAUAGGCCAAUAUAUAUAUGAACUGACAGGGCCGUAGCAACAAAGAACGUGACCCCCUCCGAACAUAUGUCCGGGCGGGGCCCCUUACAAUGCAGAAACUGGAAUGCGGUAUUUAUUUUGCCACUUUUAGGGGCCCCCUUCCUUGCGGGGCCCCCUCCGGUUGGAGGGUAUGGAGGGCGCUCGCUACGCUUCUGUGAACUGAUGGAAAUUAAAGGUGUGUUCUGUGGGGAAAAAGAAUGGGGACAGAAAGGGACUGGUCCCACCCUACUGCUCCAGGCCCCUGCAGGUUACAGAUAAGAUGAUCAGCCUCAUGGGGGAGAGGGGGAAAUGCUUAAAUCGUUAAUGGAUCCAGCCAAUUUUCUCAGACCAGAUUAAAUUCCAGGACCCCUAACUCUCUGCCCUUUGCUUUACCUGCCAGCUGCACAGCCACCUCCCUAAUCCUUCUUCAGCAAACACCCUCUCUGGUCUCCUAUAGCAUGGCUCAGGAUUACUUCCCAUGGAAACUGCCUUUCUUCAUCCAAGGGAAUUCCCAAUCCAGCAAGAAACCAAAGCAGUUUGUUUUUAUUCAGAUACUUGUACAGAAUGUGUGUGAAUCUAAUAGGAGGUCAGAUUAGAAACCACAAAUAAAAAUGACACAUUGUCAAAAGUAACUGUGUUUAAUUUGAAAUAAAGCCACAUGGUAACCUUACAAUGCACACACCCACACAGCUCCAUACACUCCCACCAUCCCCCGCCCAGAUACAGCCUCUCCAACUUCACCUUUCCCAUCAAAAAUACACCACCAGACGCUCCUCUUCUAUUUCUCCCCCCCAAAAAAAUCCCACCUUAUCUUCCCCAGACAGACCCCCCCCCCCAAAACAGAUUUCCACACAUUCCUUCCCCUACCCCCUGGGAAAAGCACUGCCUAUAGUUUAUUUUUUAAUGUAUAAAGUGUGCGCUGUCUAACAUGACUCAGGAUGGGAGUACAAAAUCUAAUAGUCAAGUCCACUGAGCACCAUGUUCUGCACCAGGGUCUCUAAAGAUCCCAGCUGUUCUCUCUCAGCAGAAGGUGCAAUCUGGAAGGAAGGAACCAUUUCACAGUAUCUCAAUAUAGAUCAUGGAGUUUGGGCAGCUAAAGAAAAACUAUGUGGGAGAUGUUGGGUGAUUCUGCUGCUCUCUCUCCAGGUUAGAAGCAACCAUUUUGACUAGAACCCCAGGGACAAGCUUUAUCAAGCCCAAGACAGAGCUGCUCCCACAGUCAAACAAGAAAAUGCAUGAAAGACGUUUCCCAAGAGGGUUUUCACCACACUAGGGAGAAGUAGACAAAAGCCUUCCAGGGGAUUUUCCUCCUGCACAGAUUCACAGCUUGGACAGGAGCUCUAAAAGGGAGUGAGUGGCUCUAUUGGAAGGCAUCCAGUUACAUGGAGCCAGCCAGCUCAAUGGGACAGUAGUAAUAGAAAGGGACCAAAACUGUGUAGCGUGAUACUAGAUAACUAGGGAUGUUUUAUGGAAUGCAACUUUAUGGCUCAAAAUCAAAAGAAACCAAAACCAGGAAAUUCAGAUACAUUUAUUUAACAAUCUGAAUUCUAUCCCUUUCAUUUAGAAUUUGGUGCACUUUGUAUUGUCUAUGUUGUUAAAUUUAGGCAUAAAUGCAUCUAGUAGCAACUGGAGCCCUUGUAGAUUCCUGGAGUGGUUUCAAUUCCAAAUCAAAUGUCUUGAGUAUGCACAUUGCAUGUGGAAGUGCAUUUAUCUCACUUAAUUAAAAGUCGACAAAAGUAGUCAUGGUACAUAACUAUUCAAAGAAAUAUUCAAUUGGUAUUAUAUUUUUUUAACUAUAUCACCCACCAAAUAA